This is a messenger RNA of Magnolia sinica, 1757 nucleotides long. RefSeq names its product UPF0481 protein At3g47200-like. The record is from RefSeq and is a predicted model, not a curated record. Bases 87 to 1658 code for a protein of 523 amino acids. Lineage: Eukaryota; Viridiplantae; Streptophyta; Magnoliopsida; Magnoliales; Magnoliaceae. The transcript has a single exon.
GUAACGGGUAUCGUAUCAUUGACUACCGAUACAGGCCCGCAUCACACUAUAUUGAGUUAUUUUGGGUCCAUACAGCCACAUCGUUGAUGGAUGAUAGACAAGCAGCAGCCAAUUCCAUGAUGAAAUCAGCUGCAGCGUUGAAGAUGGAUGAUGAUAUAAUUGAAAUAGAAGAGGAAGCGGACACAUCGACCAAUGCCUCCCCGAGACCGAGUUGCUUAACCCCAGAUAGGCAAGCACUCGCCGAUUCCAUAAUGGAAUCGGUCAAAGCAUCCGUUUGCAAGCUCAGACGUGGAGAUCCACCCACCAUCUACAUAGUCCCACGAACAAUCCGGCAAGUAAACGAGGUUGCUUAUGAGCCUGAGAUGGUGUCGAUCGGCCCAUACCAUAACGGCAAGGAGAGGCUACAAGGCAUGGAAGAGAACAAAUUGUUGUAUCUACAUUCGUUCCUCUCCCGCAAUCCCAAACAUCCGUUGGAGGACUACCUCAAGGAGAUGGAGGAAUUGGAGGAUGAAGCGCGAAGUUGCUACUCCGAGAAAGUGGGCCCACUUAUGCGCAAGGAGUUUGUGAAAAUGAUGGUGCUCGAUGCUUGCUUCAUUGUCGAGAUCUUUCUCAGGUUCCAUCCGGAUAAACUGGGGUUGCUCACGCAACAAUGGAAGGAGCUCAAGCACAACGAGGAGGAUCUCGGUCUUAUUUCUGCAUUCCUUUUCCAUUCAAAUGGCUUCGAAGACCCGAUACGUCAUGCGAUUGGGAAGGUGUACUAUCCAAGGUAUGAUAUGCUCCUCCUUGAAAAUCAAAUUCCUUUCUUCGUACUACAGCGUAUUUUCAAAAUGGCUUGUCCAGUGAACGCACCACAUUUACUUGAGAAGUUGGCCCUUGAUUUCUUCGAUCACGUCAUGCCUAUGAAUAAGGAAAUCGAGAUCAAAGAUUCCUACUAUCAUCUGCUCCAUUUGUUCCACUCGCAUUUGAUACCAACCCGAAAUGAUGGCAAGGAGAAGCACAACCUUUUGUGCAAUCCUAUCAUCAAAUACGUCCUCAACAAGUCGAAGAAGCUACUUAUGUUCCUCCCAUGUUCAAAUGAGCCUACUACUGAACCGCGCAAGAUGAUCCCUUGCGCGACUGACCUCCAACUUGCGGGGGUCAAGUUCAAGAAGAUUAAGGAAUCAAAUAACAUCUUGAACGUGAAAUUUAGCCACGGGGUGUUGGAAAUCACACCCUUCCUGAUACAUGACCACAGCGAUACUCUCUUUCGGAACCUCGUAGCAUUCGAACAAUGCUGCCUAGAAGCAAAAAUCCACUUUUUCACGACUUACAUUGUGUUCAUGGAUUUCCUUGUCAAUACGUCCAAUGAUGUGGCGCUACUCCAUCACAAUGGGAUCAUAGAUAAUUUUCUGGGAAGCGAUGAUGAAGUGGCCCAUCUAUUCAACCGCCUCUGCAUUGGGAUAUUCCAUACUUUCAAGAGAAGCUAUCUUUCGGAUGUAAAAGACAAUGUGCAAAAACAUAGCGAGAACAGAUGGAACAUGUGGCGGGCGAGCUUGAAGCGCGAUUAUUUCACCAAUCCAUGGUCUGUCAUUUCUUUGAUCGCGGCUUCCAUCCUCCUACUCCUCACCAUCAUCCAAACGUUCUUCAGCGUCUUUCCUUAUUACCGACCGCGGUCCUAGUUCUUGAUCAUCAUGUUUUAAUGGUUUAGAUUAUUUUGAUUUUUCUCAUUUGUGUUUCGCUACUUGUGGGUGAAAAACAUUACUAUAGAAUAUAAAUCU